AUGACACCUGCUAAAAAAAAUGAAGCGUAUAUUAACUGGAAAGAUUAUAUCCUUUUUAGGGUAUUUUUUAAAUCCUUGUCAACAUUUAUACAAAUUUCGAAUGACAUUGAUAGUUUGAUUCAGCAGAAUUUAGUGUCCGUAAAAGAUAGGGAACCCAAUAAUUUUAAUAAUAUUUGUCAGAAAAUAAGAGAACUAUAUAAUAUUAUGUCUUAUAAUGAUUAUUGUAAAAACGAAAAAUGUUGUAACUACAUUAACUACUAUAUUAGAGAAAAAAUUACAGAUUAUUUUAAAUAUAAUGAUGAGGAAAUUAAUAAACAUUUUAAUAUAUUUGUUGAACGUAUUAAAACUGAUAAUCCUUAUAAUAUAUGUUUGCUUGAAAUAAAAUAUAUAGAAAAAGCAGAAUUUGAUAAAAUGAAUAAAUUAUAUGAUUUAUAUGAAAUUUAUGAAAAUAUUUUAAAUUCGAAUUCAGAAGAUAAUAAUUAUCCUAAUGAUUGCGAAUAUUUAAAUGAUUUCAUUGAAGAAUAUAAUGAAAUUAUCGUAGAACAUAAAGAUGAUACAUAUUUCAACAAAGAAUUAAAAAAUCUCAGAUGCUCAAUAGAAAAUAAUAAGUUAUAUAAUAAUUGCAAAGAUAGGUUAACAGAUACGUUCAAUAAUUCACAUAAUAUAAUAAAUUGUAAUGGACCUGAGGAAAUAAAAUAUUUAAAGGAAUAUUCAAAACAAAUUUAUUCGUACAUUAGUGCAAGGUCUUCUAUUCAACCAGCUAAUAUGAAUGUUAUAAUAGCAACUACACUUAGUAGUGUAAUUUUAGUAACAGUACUAUAUUAUAUCUAUAAGCUUACUACAGCAAGAAAUUAUUUACGUAAUCGCUUUCGAAGAAUAAAUAAAAAUAUAAGAGACGAAACAUACGAGCAUCCAAUGUGGAACAGAAAACAUUAUCAUAGGAAUUCUAAAGGAAAAUGUUAUAAUGUAUCAUAUGUUUCAGAAAGAAAAUACUAA
Plasmodium gonderi is the source of this 996-nucleotide messenger RNA. Its product is annotated as variable surface protein. The coding region runs from base 1 to 996 and encodes 331 amino acids. The record is from RefSeq and is a predicted model, not a curated record. The transcript has 3 exons. Lineage: Eukaryota; Apicomplexa; Aconoidasida; Haemosporida; Plasmodiidae.